Molecule: messenger RNA, 1610 nt
Organism: Mangifera indica (mango)
Lineage: Eukaryota; Viridiplantae; Streptophyta; Magnoliopsida; Sapindales; Anacardiaceae
Product: protein REVEILLE 5-like
Exons: 9
Coding region: 117-1163 (348 amino acids)
Molecular function (GO): DNA binding
Source: RefSeq, a predicted model, not a curated record
ACUCUUUACCUGUCUGGCUUCCCAAAGAACAAAACACAAGCAAAGCUUUCCCAACAGGAAAAUCAGAAAAAAACUAAAAAUAAAACAGAAAUAGGAAAACAUAUCCGUCUCAACCUAUGGUGUCCGUGAACCCGAAUCCGGCUCAAGGAUUUUUCUUCUUCGAUCCAAUGAAUAUGCCGUAUUCUGGCUUCAAUUCUCUGCCAACAGCAGCUAAUAAUACUACAACUUCCGCAACAAGUGCCACUACUACAUCGUCGACUAAAACUACAAAUACUAAUACGAUGUCUUUUGCCGAAGAUCCGAGCAAGAAGAUUCGAAAACCUUAUACAAUUACUAAGUCUAGAGAAAGCUGGACGGAUCAAGAGCAUGACAAGUUUCUAGAAGCUCUCCAACUAUUUGAUAGAGACUGGAAGAAGAUUGAAGCAUUUAUUGGGUCCAAAACAGUCAUCCAGAUACGAAGCCAUGCACAGAAGUACUUCCUGAAGGUUCAAAAAAAUGGAACAAGUGAACAUGUACCUCCCCCUAGGCCAAAGAGGAAAGCAGCUCAUCCAUACCCACAGAAAGCACCUAAAAAUGGUCCAUAUGCUCCUGUUGUAUCCCAAGUUUCUGGCCCGUAUCAAUGUUCCACAGCGAUGCUUGACACAGGACUUUAUGGUCCAGAUUCAUCAUCAGUUCUUGCAAAUCCAUAUCCUGGUGCAGCUAUGUCUUCUUGGAAUUUUAACUCAGAGCAACCAGUGUGUGUGUCACAAGUGGCUAAAGAUGAUGUUGGAUUGGCUGGACCAACCGUUACUCAGAAUGGUUACAGUAGCAGUAAUGAAAGCACUCCAAGACCUUGGCCUGUUGGUGAAACAAUUGAUCGAGGGGAUCAUAGAAAACCAACCAGAGCUAUGCCGGAUUUUGCUCAGGUUUACAGUUUUAUAGGCAGUGUUUUUGACCCCAGUGCUACUGAUCAUGUUCAGAGACUUAAGCAGAUGGACCCAAUAAAUUUUGAAACUGCAUUGUUGUUGAUGAGAAAUCUUGCUAUCAAUUUGUCAAGCCCUGAGUUCGAGGAACAUAGAAGGAUGCUAUCACUUUAUGAUGCAGAAUCAGAGAGAGCUAAAUUUAGUAGUCCUUAUAAUAAUAUGCAAGUUGUUAAAUCAGAAAGUGCCAUUCCAUCCUUGUAAGGAAGAGGGCAAAAUGUGAACUCCGUUUGAGAUUUUGCUAGGGAAGAGUUCUGGAAUGAAGUGAUGAUGUUCAUAUGUAUAUUAGUGUAUGUGUGGCAACUGUCUAGGUCAGUUAGCUUGCAAUGCUUGUUAGUUUGUGUAUAUGAUAGAAAAUCUGUUGUUUCUUUGAAACGUGGGGGUAGUGCAAGUCAUGUCAGGGCUUUUUAUUAGGUGGCUGGCUUGUAUAGAAAUUUGAGUGUCCUCGAGUUUUGACUGCCUAUCAUAGUAGUACUUUUACUUCUUGCUGGGUUUCCCACAUCUGAUCGCUAAGAAGUAGUAUUUAUAAACAUAAACUAAGGUAUGUAAAUAAAACCCAUGCUAUCGUUGUCAAAAAAUCCUUGCGUACCAACUCGGGGCUUUGGAACCCAAUAUUGUGGUUGAUGCUUGUAUUCGAGUUGUUUGAGUUCA